This is a messenger RNA of Aspergillus oryzae RIB40, 1737 nucleotides long. RefSeq names its product putative MFS transporter. Lineage: Eukaryota; Fungi; Ascomycota; Eurotiomycetes; Eurotiales; Aspergillaceae. The record is from RefSeq and is a predicted model, not a curated record. The transcript is spliced from 2 exons. Gene Ontology annotation, biological process: transmembrane transport. Gene Ontology annotation, molecular function: transmembrane transporter activity. Bases 1 to 1737 code for a protein of 578 amino acids.
AUGACACCGAUUCUAGCCGCUGGUUUCACGCAGGUUGCGGAUACCUAUGAUGUGUCCACUCAACAGGUGGCCUACACCACUGGUCUGUAUAUGUUGGGCCUCGGAGUGGGGUCCGUCAUCAUGUCGCCGACCGCGAUUCUGUAUGGGAAAAGGCCGGUCUACCUUCUCGGCGCUACGCUUUUCGUUAUCUCAGGCGUCUGGUGUGCCCUGUCACCUAACUACCCAAGUCUUGUCAUUGCCCGCGUUUUCCAAGGCAUCGCAGUGAGCCCGGUGGAGUGUCUACCCUCUGCGACCAUUGCUGAGAUCUACUUCCUACACGAACGGGCCUACCGAGUUGGGAUUUAUACCCUUCUCCUCUUGGGAGGCAAGAAUUUAAUCCCUUUGGUGAGUGCUGCCAUUAUAGGCAACUUGGGUUGGCGUUGGGUGUUCUGGAUUGUUUCCAUUGUGGUGGGAGCUUGCCUUGUCCUGUUGUUUUUCUUUGUUCCGGAAACAUUUUGGGAUCGUACUCCGCGGCCCCGCACGCGCAAACGUCCGCAUUUGUAUAGGAGCGUGUCAGACCUGGUCUCUCAUGGCAUUCGCGGGCGCCCGACGCAUGUACAGCGACUCGAAGAUCAUGCCCCGGAAGCUGACACCGAAUCCGCGCUGCCCAAGAAGUCCAAGAAGGGCCAUGUCGGAUUCGUAGAGAACCCUGACGCGGAAGGUCACUCUCCUAACGAAAAGGAGGCGGAGGCAGACCAUGACCGUGUCUCAAUCGCACCGGAUGUUCCUGGCGAGGACCAUGUACACUUCGCACGCGACGCUGAUCCGGAAAAGGCCGACGGGUUUCUCCACCCCCCAGCUCCUGCCGCUUUUGGCUCCGAGCGUGCAUCCGAUCUGGGAGUUGGCCGCCAGGCCGCCAUGUCUCCAGCCCGCAGCGAUUCGCUUGAUCCCGGCGCACCGAUGAAUGGAUCGAUGCAUUAUACGAAUUGGCUUCGGGAGCGACCUCAGAUGCCAUACCUACACUAUCUCCGGGUCUGGAACGGUCGAAUAUCCCACGACAACUGGAUGCGAGUGGCCGUGCGCCCGUUUAUCCUAUUUGCCUACCCGGCCGUGCUGUGGUCGGCAGUUGUUUAUGCACUCUCGGUCGGAUGGUUAAUUGUCCUGUCCGAGUCCGUCGCAAAAGUCUAUGAAACGCGAGACACCUACAAUUUCACGGCCUUGCAAGUGGGACUCGUGUACAUCUCACCGUUUGUGGGAGGCUUACUGGGGACCGCCGUGGCCGGAAAGGUCUCCGAUGUGAUAGUCCGAUAUAUGACUCGUCGUAAUGGCGGCGUCUACGAACCGGAAUUUCGGCUGGUGAUGGCGAUCCCCAUCGCACUUUCGACGACGGCGGGUCUUAUGGGAUUCGGAUGGAGCGCUCAGGAGAAGAAUGCGUGGAUCGUGCCCACCGUCUUUUUCGGCUUAGUUUCGUUUGGAUGCUGCCUGGGUAGCACGACGUCCAUCACAUUCUGCGUCGACAGUUAUCGUCAAUAUGCUGGCGAAGCAUUGGUGACCCUGAACUGGAGCAAGAAUGUAUUCCACGGAUUGAUCUUCUCGUUAUUCAUUGUCGACUGGCUAAAUGCGCAAGGCACUCAGACGGUAUACCUGGCCCUGGGUGGAAUUCAGCUGGGAUUCCUUCUAUUUACGAUCCCCAUGUACAUUUAUGGCAAGCGGCUUCGGAUGUGGACCGUCCGGAAACGCCUGAUGGAGCAAUGGUAG